Messenger RNA from Echinostoma caproni, 1194 nucleotides. NCBI's taxonomy places the organism in Eukaryota, Metazoa, Platyhelminthes, Trematoda, Plagiorchiida, Echinostomatidae. The record is from the annotation of a GenBank genome assembly.
AUGCUCACUAGGUUGUACAGUCGGUCACAUUUACUGAUUGUUAUCAUCUUCCAGAUUACCGAAUUAAUAGAUAGUUAUCAUCAUCUGGCCGUGCGAGAAAAAGCAGAUCGGGAAUGGAGCAAGUUUGUGCGCAAAAGAAACUAUAUGAUUCUGUUGGAGCGCUACCCGGUGUUAAAUCCUCGACUACGUCGAUAUUGUUCGUCAUCUUGGACCACCCCAAAUCGUGAGACCGAACCGGCCAAAAAGAUCCACAUUCCCGCUGCCGAGGCCCCAGCGGAACCACCAAAAUUCGAUAUUGAACCGUUCAUUAGCCAGCCUCUACAGUUAGAAUCUAGCCUGGAAAAUCGCGGUCUUCAGUCGGUCGCUAUCGCGACACAAAAUGCAAUACUGACGAUCUGCAAUCCGGCACAUCGUGUGACCACCGUUUCGUUACGUCAGUUGACUGCCGAAGAGGAAGCGGAGAAGUUGUCACAUCUUCUCAAGACCCAAUACAACUCGGCUAUUGGGGACAAGCGCGCGGAUGGUGGUGGUGAUGCACAAAAGUCGGAAGAAAAGCCCAAGGAAGCCGCUGCGGCUGUGGGAUCUUCUGGAGACGAGGUUGAUCGAAAGGCAGCCACUCCUUGUUAUUCAACUGUGAAACUCACACUGCCAUCAUGUGAAAUCAAAUUGGCUCCACGUAACGAUAUUGCGGAAUAUGAUGAGGCCCUGGCACCAAAUGUCGCGGCGGACUACAAGGAUGAUCCGAAGGUGAUUGCUUUUCGUCGAGGGAACAAAGUUGGUGUCCGUAUCAAUUUGACACCGGUCGUAGAUGUGAGCAAGGUGCGACCAACUGCCGCUUGUCCAUUGACACCUGUGCGUGAGGAGUCUGAAUCGCUGUUCCAGGAGUUCGAAAAGGAUCAACUGGUACCUUUACGUGCAGCCGUCUGUUUGCAUUUUGACUACAAGAACACAACCACGGGUCUAUUAUCCGAGCAGCGAGCAGCUGCGGCCGCUGCAGCUGCAGCUGCAAACGCCUCAGCUAGUGCGGUGAAAGCCAGUACCACGGGAGAUGGAACAUCAGAAGGUGCAGAUGGAAAAGGUCAGUCAUCAUCGGUUGUCAGCGGUUUGACUUCUCCACCCGGGGCCACGGAUCAGAUUCAACAAGUCGAUCUGGUUGUUCUGCUAAACUUUGGUGAUAUGGUUCUGAAAAACUGA